AUGGGUUCCGCAGCGGAAACCCGCGCGGGCAUCCGCGUAUGCGCGCGCUUUCGUCCGCAGAACAAGCUGGAACAGAAGCACCAGGCUGUGGAAUGUGUGCGUCUAGAAGACAACACUGUUGCACGUGUGCACAGCGAGGCUCGCGGCGCACCGGACGAUCACACGUUUACCUUCGACCAGGUCUUUGGAACCAAGUCCUCGCAGCUGAACGUAUACGAAGCGACCGCCAAACCGUUAGUGGAGUCUGCCCUGCGUGGCUACAACUGCACAUGCUUCGUGUAUGGACAGACAGGGUCGGGCAAGACCUUCUCCAUGGAUGGUGUACCAGGCGACAAGGACUACGAAGGCAUCAUCCCACGCGUCAUGGCCGAUAUCUUUGACGGUAUCCAGAGCAUGCAGGCAGACCUCGAAUUUAUAGUACGAGUCUCGUAUAUCGAGAUCUACAUGGAGAAAAUCCGCGACCUACUCCAGCCCACGUCGACAAACUUAAACGUGCGCGAAAGUCGCGAGCGUGGCGUAUGGGUUGCCGGUGCCACGGAGGUUUGUUGUGCAUCCGCAGAAGAAAUGCAGUCCGUGAUGCGAUUGGGAGGAGCAAAUCGAGUCAUUUCCCCCACCAGGAUGAACAGUGAAUCCAGUCGAAGCCACUCCGUCUUCAUUAUCACUAUCGAGGAGCGGAACACCGCAACAGGGUCAAUGAAAAGUGGGAAAUUAUUUCUGGUCGACUUGGCAGGAUCGGAGAAAGUAGGAAAGACUCACGCUAAGGGCCAAACGCUAAAAGAAGCGCAACACAUUAAUAAGUCGCUCAGUGCCUUGGGUAGUGUCAUGAACGCACUUACGAGCGGCAAUGCCAACUCACACAUCCCGUACCGUGACUCAAAGCUGACUCGACUGCUGCAAGACUCACUUGGAGGUAACUCCGAGACGACACUUCUAGUGUGCGCGAGCUCCAGCAGCUUUAACAGCGAAGAAACGAUCUCCACUCUCCGGUUUGGUACUCGAGCGAAGAACAUUAAGAACAAACCAAAGAUAAACGAAGAGCGAACCGUGGCAGAGUACAAGAUACUUGUGGCCGAAAAAGACAAGCGCAUCGCCUCAUUAGAGGCCCUUCUCCGAGAAACCAAAGCCAGCAACACUGACGAACCAGUCGAUUCUUCAAUGGAAGAUCAGUUGAAGUUACUUGCAGCCAAGGUGGAAGAACUGGAAGACGAUCAAGCCUCUAAAGCAGCAGAAAUCUCCAGCCUUGAAGACCGAUGUGUCGAGUUGGAAGCGAAAAGCACAAAUCUCGAAGAAAAAGAGCGCGAGAUGUCAUUAUUUGUUGGUCGAAACGAAGAUUUCAAGAAGAAACUGGAGCUCCUGCAAAGUGAACUUGAGGCAAAGGCAAAGGAAUGCGAAGAGCUGAAUGAAAUGCUGACACGAUCGGUACUGGAAAACGAGUUUCUUCGUCAACAGCUAACUGCAAAAUCUCAUGAGCUGAAGCUUUGCACAGUACGUAUAGAGGAGCUUCAGGAGAAGCUACGCAAAUUUGAUGUCCACAUGUUGCGGUCUGCGCAAAGCGAAUGGAAAUUGGAUGAUGAAAUAUUCCCAGUCGCGCCGAUCGAUAUGGAGUCGGAGGUUGUCCAGCGAUUGCUUCGUAAUAUGCCUGAACGAGGUCGAAAGAAGAUCUCAAAAUGGUUGGGCUUCGUGCUGGAAGGACGAGAUAUUCGCUCCAACUUCCACCCCGAGAUUUCAAUUAAAGGAAUCAGCGAAGAAGCUAACCGCGAUAUGAGACGAUUGAUCGUUCCAUUGCUCAAGAACCGCCACGAUCUGAAGGUGCAAUCCUAUGUACGAACUCGUUACGUUCGGGUCUCGGACAUAAAAAUCACUUUGGAUCAUAAGCAUAAGGACGAAGUAAGACUUGAAGCUUCAAGUGAGGACACUGCAAGCGACGAUGGGGCCUCUGAAGGCUGCAAUACAGUACACAAGUCCUCACUGUUGUGGGCCAAAGGCCACCUUUUCUACGGACCGAAGAGUGACGCCUCCAGUACAUCCGUGCUUCACGCUAGCAGAGUGCUGAUCCCGUCCAAAGGUCGGUUCGCCUCUGAGCCUGUAGAACUUGGCUCUAGUAUCACCGAAUCGAAGUCAAUGCUGGAGGCACCUCGCAGAGCGUCGAAGUUGAGCCGAAAGCCGUCGCUUCCGUUCGAUGCGUUUAAUGCUCCUGGAUCGAAUUUAAGUAGCGGUGGCGUAUUUAGUCGAUUACGCACGAAGACCGGAGUGGGAGCUAUGCUUGGAGAUGUCAAGACGCGACUUAAUGCUCGUUACCACAAGAACCAUGUCCAUGAAAAUGCUCUAUGCGAUGGCUGCGGUAUGAGCCCCAUUGUUGGUGGCAAAUGGAAGUGUAACACUUGUGAUAACUACGAGCUGUGCGACGGCUGCUAUGCUGCUGGAAUCCACGGCUUCGAGGUCAACAACGAGUUGUGUCGUCGUGUGGAGCAGCUUGCAGUACAGAAGCAUCGUUUGCUUGGCGAGUAUCCAGAGCUGCUUGAGCUCUUUCGUAACCAUAUCUGCCACGACCAUGUCAUCCACUUCAGGCGCGUUGUGGAAUGGCUCUGCGCGAUUGUGUCGGGUGCACGUUCGCAAACGAUUUACCACAAGAUGAUCGUGAAAAGCGGACUCCAUCCCGACAUUCGGUCGCGUUUAGUGGCACAGCUUGGAGCACUAGCUAGCGAACGCACUGACAUCUCUUUGAAGACGGAGUGGUUUGUAGAGAUGACUCCGGAGGAAGAAGCUGCGGGAUCGGACGACGCAGCGUUCGAUUGGAGACACUGCGAAUGUAUCUGA
Phytophthora infestans T30-4 is the source of this 2817-nucleotide messenger RNA. Its product is annotated as kinesin heavy chain, putative. NCBI's taxonomy places the organism in Eukaryota, Oomycota, Peronosporomycetes, Peronosporales, Peronosporaceae. Gene Ontology annotation, biological process: microtubule-based movement. The transcript is spliced from 6 exons. The record is from RefSeq and is a predicted model, not a curated record. The coding region runs from base 1 to 2817 and encodes 938 amino acids. Gene Ontology annotation, molecular function: zinc ion binding; ATP binding; microtubule motor activity.